UUUGAAUAUUUGAAAAAAUACACUGAACAUUCAAACUGUGCCUUGUAUUUGCCAUUUAAAAAAAGUGGUCCGAUGCAAUCAACUAGACUGAUCAUGUUUGACAGCUGGUACUUUAUGUUUUGGCGGUCACUUUUGACAACUACUUUUCAACAAACCGAUUGAGCGACGAACACGAAGCAUUGUUAAUUGUUUGUAUAAGUUAAUGUUAGAUCUUUUUUGACGACUGAAAAGUAAAACAAAUCAAAAUGGAUAUUGAUAUAAAAGUUGAAAAGGACGUUGAAUCGCAAGAAGAGCAAAAGGUGGAUUCGCUCAAAAGGUUGGGACCAUAUAUUGCGCAGAAAAACAAUGCCGAAAGUUUUGUUCAUUUCUCGAAUAUACCGCAAAUUUGUUUGGAAGAACCGUGUAUGCUUGGGGUGGAUGAAGCUGGCCGCGGACCCGUGCUAGGUCCAAUGGUUUAUGGUAUUGCAUUUUGUCCGCUGAUAAAAGACGACAUUCUCAAAACGCUUGGCUGUGCCGACUCGAAACAAUUGACCGAAGAGAAACGGGAAGUGAUUUUCAACGAUAUUUGCACAAAAGAAUACGCAAACACAAAUAUGGCAUGGGCCGUCGAAGUGAUUUCACCGAAUGUUAUCAGUAAUUCAAUGUUCCGCCGAUCAAAGCAUUCUUUGAACGAAGUCUCGAUGGAUUCGGCCAUUGGUUUGAUCAAGAGAGCGAUGGCUUUGGGAGCAAAUAUUGCCGAGGUGUAUGUCGAUACCGUUGGUCCACCCGAAAAGUAUGAAGCAAAAUUGAGCAAAAUAUUCCCCGAUUUCAAGAUCACUGUGGCCAAAAAGGCGGAUUCAACGUAUCCCAUCGUCUCAGCUGCUAGUAUUUGCGCGAAAGUGUCUCGUGACCAUGCACUCAAGGUGUGGAAAUUCCCUGAAGGUUUGACCAUAACACAAGAUGGUUUUGGCAGCGGUUAUCCAGGUGAUCCGGUCACCAAACGAUUUCUGCAAGAAAACAUCAACCAAGUAUUCGGCUUUCCGAGAUUGGUACGAUUCAGCUGGUCAACGGCCGAAAAUAUUCUAUUGGCAAAAGCACUGAAAAUGCAAUUCGAAGAGGAGGAGGACGCACCGAAAGCAAAAACAACAAAAGCAAUCAAAAAUUUCUUCACUUCUGACAAACCGACCACACGGCCAAGACACAUUUUCUUCCGUGAUCGAUGCUUGGAAACCGUUGUCGAUUUGUAAUCGCAAAAUACACCCACAAUCCAUUCCGACUGUUCAUUUUUUUUAAAAUGAAAACUCAUGAAAAAUACACAUUUCAAUAAAAUCACGUUGCAUUAGACUAAA
This is a messenger RNA of Sitodiplosis mosellana (orange wheat blossom midge), 1328 nucleotides long. Its product is annotated as ribonuclease H2 subunit A. The coding region runs from base 246 to 1226 and encodes 326 amino acids. Gene Ontology annotation, molecular function: RNA-DNA hybrid ribonuclease activity; RNA binding. Gene Ontology annotation, cellular component: ribonuclease H2 complex. The record is from RefSeq and is a predicted model, not a curated record. The transcript is spliced from 2 exons. Gene Ontology annotation, biological process: DNA replication, removal of RNA primer; mismatch repair. NCBI's taxonomy places the organism in Eukaryota, Metazoa, Arthropoda, Insecta, Diptera, Cecidomyiidae.